This is a messenger RNA of Scomber japonicus (chub mackerel), 672 nucleotides long. Its product is annotated as GTP cyclohydrolase 1-like. Gene Ontology annotation, cellular component: cytoplasm. Lineage: Eukaryota; Metazoa; Chordata; Actinopteri; Scombriformes; Scombridae. The transcript has 6 exons. Gene Ontology annotation, biological process: tetrahydrobiopterin biosynthetic process; tetrahydrofolate biosynthetic process. The record is from RefSeq and is a predicted model, not a curated record. Gene Ontology annotation, molecular function: GTP binding; zinc ion binding; GTP cyclohydrolase I activity. The coding region runs from base 1 to 672 and encodes 223 amino acids.
AUGGAGUAUCACCCAGCUUCAGAGAUGAAUGUAGUUGUUGCAGAGUAUCUAAACAUGUGCGUUGAAACUAAAAAUAAUGGUUGCAAAGAAGAGAAGGAAAGUCUAGAUGCAACAGGACUGCCUUGCAUUGAGAAAUCUUAUAGCACUAUACUGAGUGAGCUCGGAGAAGACGUCAACAGGGAAGGACUUCUACGUACGCCGCUACGUGCAGCCAAAGCCAUGCAGUUCUUCACCAAAGGCUACAAGGAAUCAAUCCAAGAUAUCUUGAAUGAUGCUAUCUUUGAUGAAAACCAUGAAGAGAUGGUGAUUGUGAAGGACAUUGAGAUGUUCUCUCUCUGCGAACAUCACCUGGUGCCCUUCUUUGGCAAAGCUCACAUAGCAUACCUCCCAAACAAGAAAGUGGUUGGUCUGAGCAAGCUUGCCAGAAUUGUAGAGAUUUACAGCAGGAGACUUCAAGUUCAGGAGCGCCUGACCAAACAGAUUGCUUCAGCAAUCUCUGAGGCGUUGGAGCCUGCUGGUGUGGCGGUGGUAAUCGAAGCUACUCACAUGUGCAUGGUGAUGAGAGGGGUGCAGAAGAUGAACGCCAGCACUGUUACGAGUGUAAUGCUGGGAACAUUUAACGACGAUCCGAAGACCAGGAAGGAGUUCCUUGACCUCACAAUGAAGAAAUGA